This is a messenger RNA of Botrytis byssoidea, 2280 nucleotides long. RefSeq lists its product as uncharacterized. Gene Ontology annotation, biological process: potassium ion transmembrane transport. The transcript is spliced from 3 exons. Gene Ontology annotation, cellular component: plasma membrane. The record is from RefSeq and is a predicted model, not a curated record. Gene Ontology annotation, molecular function: potassium ion transmembrane transporter activity. The coding region runs from base 1 to 2280 and encodes 759 amino acids. NCBI's taxonomy places the organism in Eukaryota, Fungi, Ascomycota, Leotiomycetes, Helotiales, Sclerotiniaceae.
AUGGGGAUUUUUUCAAGACGUGUGAAUAAAGACGACCUACGUCCUGAGCAGAAAUGGGACUUUAUUAGUCUCAAUGAUUUUAAAUCCACAUCCUGUCUCACUCCUUUCGCAUAUGCAUAUCUUUGGAUUUCCUUGGUUAUAUCUACCGCCGUUUAUGGUGUAGAUACUUUUACCGCUGUUAACCUUUUAGCUUUCAAUCGGUGGUCUGGUGAAAUCCAACCAAUUAUUCCUCUCAAUGUUUCGAAAUGGAUCUUUUCUGGAUGUAUCAUUGCUUCCUGGGUUAAUAUUGGAUUCGAACAUUUACGAGCGUGGAGAGUUAUGCGACGAGGAGCUGUUGCCGAAAGUUAUUUGGACAAUCUUGCUGUGCGACUUGAAAGUAUUAAAAUGGGACAAACUGGUCGAGGUUGGAGAAGAUUCUUGGUCUUUGCCGAAUUGACAAAGUCCAAAAAGGGUACCGAAUAUGUUGCGCUAUUUACAUAUUUCGCUUUUCAAUCUUGGAUUCGUGUUGUAUUCUGUCAAGGACCUCGUCAAGUCAUCAACGCAUUAACUCUGUACUCAGUGUUCCAUGCAAAACUCGAUCCUACUGAAUCCAAUGAUGUUGGAGAUGCCCUCUUAACGUUUUUCAAGAAGGUUGGAAUCCUUGCAGAACAAGAACAUCAACAAGCAGUGAUCUUGUCUGGUAUGAUCUUCACACUUGUCAUUUGGAUCUUUUCCGCACUAAGUCUUAUCCUCGCAAUUUUGUUCUAUCUACUGUUCUUAUGGCAUUAUAUUCCAAAUCACGAUGGUGGACUUACAGGCUAUUGCGAGCGAAAGAUUAAUGAACGUUUGACAAAGAUUGUUAGUGCCAAGGUCAACAAGGCUAUCGAGGAAGAGGAAAGAAAACGAACCAAAGCAGAACAAAAGGCAGUAAAGAAAGGAGAGAAAGUUUCUGGACGUCAAGCUACUAUUCCAGCACUUUUCGAUUCGAAAGAAGAUGAUAAACUUCCGGAUAUGCCUGUGCUCAAUAGAGCAGAUACAAUGACAACCCUACCACAAUAUACAUCACGACCAGGUACCCCAAGUAGUAAUCUUCCACAAACAGCCAGUUUCGAACUUGAGAAAUUGGACCAAAAACGACUAUUACCUGGACGAUCUGUCACAGGGUCAAGUUAUGCUUCAAAUGCUCCCCUUAUGGGUAAUGCAGGUGAAAUGGGAAGAGUACCGGACUUACCAUCACUUGAUACGGAUAUGCCAUUCCCCGCUCCACAAAGAACGAAUACUGGAGGAUCUCAAGGUAGUCAAUGGCAACGUGGUCCACCACAAGGUCCUCCUCAAGGUCCGCCAAGAAUGCCAUCUGCAAUGGGUGAUCGUGGGUUUACAGCCAGUCCAUUUUCUUAUGCUGAUGGACGAAAUACACCUGGAUUUCCUGGACCACAAAGACAAAAUACAAUGGAUUCUUAUGGAAGACCAAUUCCUCGAUCACAUACACCCAUGGGUCCUGGUCCAGCUCCAUCAAUUGGAAGACGUACACCAUUCGAUCCUGCUAUGCAAAAUACCCAAAAUCGUAUGAUGUCUCCAGCAUCAGAAUAUGGAUCAGAAUAUGGAAGACAAACACCAUUCAAUCCAGCACUUCAAAAUCAAGGCCGACCAGCACCAGCUCCAGGGUCAGAAUUUGGAGGACCAAGGCCACCAUUCAAUCUCUAUAAUGAUCAAGGAAGAUCAUCUCCAGCUCCGGGAUCUGAGUUUGGUGGUCCAAGACCACCAUUCAACUAUAAUCAACAAGGACGUUCAUCACCAGCACCUGGACCUGACUUCAGUCGUAGAACACCAUUCGACCCAGCUCUCCAAAACAAUGGACGUUCUUCUCCAGCUCCAUCAAAUAUGGGUCAAGGAUAUGGACAAAAUACACGAAGUCCGCCAUCAACAAAUCCAGCCGGGUAUAAACCAUUCAAUCCCAACUCCAUCAAUCCAACAUUAGCAUCACCAGUCGAACAAGAAGAAGAACACCAGCAUGGUUUCGAUUUUGGUACGGGCACAUCAAAUCCACCUCGAGUUAGAAAUUUAACGGAACCUGUUUCAAGGGCUACGACUACGGGACCAGAACAAAUGAGAUCUCAUGGAAAUCGAAACGAAGAUUAUGGAGAUGAGGAAAUGGGAUCUAUUUCACCUCCUAGAAGAGCUGCUACGGAAGUUGGUGAAUUUAACCCAGAUCCAAGAACGAAUCUAAAUCAAGCUCACCAAAGACAUGGCUCGGAAUCUGGUUCGGGAUUGGGAUCUGCACCAUGGGGAGGUUAUCGAUGA